AUGGAGGGUUCGGCGACAGGGGGAAAUCACGGAGGCGAUCCUCGCGCCGAGCAUGCCGCAACCAAGGAGUCCGAGGAGGCGGCAACGCAACACCAUCUGACGCUGCUCCAGCCGAGCGUGGUCGAAGUUUCUGCAGCCGUGUUGGAUAAGGACAAGGUGGCACAGCACGAGUCGGUGGGGCUGGUCGGUGGCUCUCCUCCUUCUGGUGGACGGGGAAGGCGUAGGCAAAGGAAGAGCGAUGGGGAGGAGGAUGAUGACACCGCCGUGCCCGGGGACCUCACCACGCGGGCGAAGAGGCGCCAGACGACAGGUAGUGCUGACAACGCCGGAGGCGCGGAAGUUGACACACCGCGAGGCGCCAAGGAAGCUAGUGGCAAGGCGGGCGAUCAAGCAUUGCGCCAGAAGGGCCGCCCCGCAGCAAGAAAAGCAUCUGGCGGAAGGAGAGGCAAGAAAGCAGCGACAGGAACGAGGCCGAAACGGGGCGAUGAAGACCCCGGUGAUACGGAGGAGGAGGAGGAUGAGGAGGAGGAUGCGGAGGGAGAGGAGGAUGAAGAGGAAGCGGAGGAGCAAGACGCGGAUGUUGGGGAGGAUGCUAAAGAUGAGAAUGAUGGCGGGGAGGACGAAGAGGAGGAGGAGGAGGAGGAGGAGGAGGAGGAGGAGGAGGAGGAGGAGGAGGAGAAGGAGGAGGAGGAGGAGGAGGAGGAGGAGGAGGAGGAGGAGGGGGAUGAGGAGGAGGAGCAGGGUGACGAGGAGGAGGAGGAGGAGGAGGAGGAGGAGGAGGAGGAGGAGGAGGAGGAGGAGGAGGAGGAGGAGGAGGAGGAGGAGGAGGAGGAGGCAUCAGAGAAGGAGGAGGAGGAGGAGGAGGAGGAGGAGGAGGAGGAGGAGGAGGAGGAGGAGGAGGAGGAUGUGGCGCCAGGGAAGAGACGGGGCGGGCGUGGCGGUCGGGUGAGUGGGACAGGGAAGGAGGGGGGCCGGACUCGCCCUUCCCGAAAACGCGGGGCAGGUGACGCUGCGCGCGGCGAAGCAGCGGGCAAACCGAAGGCGCGUAAGGUGAAGGUCGAAAGUGAAGGGGUUGGUAAAAAGCAAGGGAGCCAGGGUGCAAAAGGGGAUGGAGGAGGAAAGGGUGGCCGCGCCAAAGGGGUUCGAGUGGGUACCGGCAAGAAGGAACCUGCCGGUGAAAGUGAGGAGCACGAGCAGUUUGUUACACGGGAGGAGUUCCAGGCGCUGCGGUCUGAGAUGUACGCCAUGUUUGCACAGCUCGGCCUGCGUCGUGGAGUACCUGCCAGCUAUGCCGGCGGGUCGGCAGCCCUGCCUAUGGCUGGUACCCCGCCGCCGAUGAGCGCCGUGGACAAGGCACGAGUGCUAGUGUUGCAGGAGACAAACCCAUUCCCGGUAUGUGGCGGGCCAAAUGGGGCGGGUUGGGGUUGA
Molecule: messenger RNA, 1428 nt
Organism: Closterium sp. NIES-65
Lineage: Eukaryota; Viridiplantae; Streptophyta; Zygnematophyceae; Desmidiales; Closteriaceae
Source: the annotation of a GenBank genome assembly